Molecule: messenger RNA, 1263 nt
Organism: Salvia hispanica
Lineage: Eukaryota; Viridiplantae; Streptophyta; Magnoliopsida; Lamiales; Lamiaceae
Gene: APG10
Product: Aldolase-type TIM barrel family protein
Biological process (GO): L-tryptophan biosynthetic process; L-histidine biosynthetic process
Cellular component (GO): cytoplasm
Molecular function (GO): 1-(5-phosphoribosyl)-5-[(5-phosphoribosylamino)methylideneamino]imidazole-4-carboxamide isomerase activity
Source: RefSeq, a predicted model, not a curated record
GUCACACGUUGGUAAAACCACGACCACACCGCCCGUCGAGGGGUUGCAAGUACCCGGCGGCCCACGCAGACCGAACUCAAGCUUUGAUUGCAGUAUACUCGAGCCCAAGACUUGAUUUUAGGUUAUAAUUCUCAUCCAUUUUUAUCAUGAGCAUUCACAAUCUUCAAACGAGUUCAUGGAAGGAUUUUACUGAGCUUUCUUCGGUUUAUGCACCUCGAGCCAAGCAGACUUUCGUCGAUGGUGCGUCUUGGGUUGUCCAGAGAAAGCCAAGGCUAUCCAUACAAUGUGCCGUCAAGUUUCGUCCUUGCAUUGACAUACAUAAGGGGAAAGUGAAACAGAUUGUUGGAUCCACUCUUCGAGAUUCUAAAGAGGGAGAUUCAAGUCUUAUCACUAACUACGAAUCUGAUAUUUCAGCUGCAGAAUAUGCUAAAAUGUAUAAGGACGAUGGGCUUACUGGUGGCCAUGUGAUCAUGCUUGGGGCUGAUCCAUUGAGCAAAGCAGCAGCAGUUGAAGCAUUACAUGCUUAUCCAGGUGGUUUGCAAGUUGGGGGUGGGAUCAAUACAAGCAAUGCCUUGACUUACAUAGAAGAAGGAGCAAGCCAUGUUAUUGUUACAUCUUAUGUAUUCAGUGAUGGACAAGUUGAUUUUGAAAGGCUAAAGGAACUUGCUCAUGCUGUUGGGAAAGAAAGACUUGUGUUGGAUCUCAGUUGUAGAAAGAAGGAUGGGAGAUACGCAGUUGUGACAGAUAGAUGGCAGAAGUUCACUGAUGUAUUUCUUGAUCAAGAGGUGUUAAAUUUUCUUGCGGGGCACGCUGAUGAAUUUCUUGUCCAUGGAGUAGACGUUGAAGGCAAAAAGUUGGGAAUUGAUGAAGAGCUCGUGGAAUUGCUUGGCGAGCAUUCACCAAUUCCGGUGACCUAUGCUGGUGGAGUGACGACUAUGGCUGAUUUAGAGAAGAUAAAAACAGCAGGAAAGGGCCGUGUAGAUGUCACCGUUGGCAGUGCAUUAAACAUAUUUGGCGGUAAUUUACCUUACAAGGAUGUAGUCACCUGGCAUUCUCAGCAAGAGUCGUUGGUUGUUUAAAGUUAACCUGCCUCUACAAAUUAUUGGUAUUCGAUUGUGAUCAUUAUGUAACCGCAAAACAGUAGUACAAUAUACUGUUGAGAACUAAAUAGGCCGGCCGACGCCUUGGUUAUUUAAAAUCACACUAGUGGAAAUUUUCGGAAUUGAAUACGUUACUGGAUGUGGGUUUUUGACUAUUUCUGCA